AUGCCACCGUUCCAUUGUAUAUUUUGUUCAAUCAUUUGUGAUAAGGAUCACGAUGAUGCAUAUGAUAUUAAACUCGCACAAAAACCUGGCAAAACUUCUGAACAAUAUCGAAAGAGGCUGCUUGCUAAGGAAAGACAGAAGCAUUAUAUAAAAAAGCGAAAAAUUAAUAACAUAGAAGCAAUCGCAUAUAAGGGAAGCAUCGAAUCUAUCGAAUCCAUUAAACACCUAGAUUACAAACCGGAAUCGGAUGUUGCUAUCAUUAUAACUAACGCCAUUAAUAAUAAUAUUAUAUCGGAAAUUGAUGCUAAGAUUCAGGUUAAUCAAGAAUGUUAUAAACUGGAAAGGAUAGAUCAGACAUGUAUUCAUUGUGACGCCAAGUUUUGGAUAGAAGAAAAAAAUCAGAGUAGUAGCAAAAAAUCUUCAAAAUUUUCGAUUUGUUGUGCCCAUGGAAAGGUUCACUUACCAUCCUUAUCUGAGCCGCCACCAUAUUUACUGGACCUCUAUACUUCAGUUGGAUCUGAUGGAAAUUCAUUUCACAAGAACAUCAGAAGCUAUAAUAAUAUCUUAGCAUGUAUGUCGUUUGGAGCUAAUAUAAUUAAUGAGUUUCAGGAACGUGGUGUGUCUAAUUUCCGGAUUCAUGGCCAAGUUUAUCAUAGUGUUGGACCGUUACUGUCCAAAGAAGGAUGCUCUUCAACGUUUGCCCAAUUAUAUAUCUAUGACACUGUGCAUGAAAAUGAAAACCGAUGUAAUAUUGUGCAGGGGUUAAAUAAGGUUAUUCUAAAGAACUUACAGGACAUGCUAGAUGAAUGUAAUCCAUAUAUCCAAAAAUUUCGUCAGGUGAGGGACCUCAUCCAGGAAAAUGUAACGAAUGAAAUUACAAUGUUGAUUCACGGUGAUCGAACACGGGAUCCCCGUCGGUAUAAUACUCCUAAUGCCUCUGAAGUAGCAGCAAUUAUGAUUAGUGAUGGUCAUAAAGUAGAUUUAUCUAAUCGAGACAUUCUUCUUAGGUCAUGUGGUGGCGGUCUACAGAGAAUAUCAGAACUUUGUCCAUCUUACGAUCCACUUCAUUAUGUACUAUUAUUUCCGGGUGGCGAUAAUGGUUGGCAUAUAGAUAUACCUCUUAAGGAGGCUAAAAAAAGAGAGAGAGUAAUGGCAAUGCAGUUUUAUUCUUACAGACUACAGAUUAGAAAUAGCAUAAUACUUAGAGGGCAAUUGUCAGAUCUUAUCGAUUUUGUUUAUCCAAACUUAGUUGAAAAUUCUGGCAAUAUGAACUAUAUGAUUGGCAAAGCCAUUUUAACUCCAAAGAACGACGAAGUUGAAAAAAUCUCUGACCUGAUUAUGAACUAG
Messenger RNA from Acaulospora morrowiae, 1347 nucleotides. The record is from the annotation of a GenBank genome assembly. Lineage: Eukaryota; Fungi; Glomeromycota; Glomeromycetes; Diversisporales; Acaulosporaceae.